CUGCGUUCUGUGUCUUUGCUAUCUUCCCCCUUUGUCACUGAACUAAACCGGCUACAGGGAGGGAUUUCAGGCACACAGCAAUUAAGCUUUUGUGGCGUACCUCUUAACAUGUCAUAGUGGUUUUAGAUCAGAGGUCUCUGUUGUGAGACAAGCCGUAUCACUAUUUUCAGAUGGCUCUUUCUUAGCCCAAGCAGAGAGGCUAAGAUGAAGGCCAAGGCUUUGUCAGUGCGGGAGUGCACCUGGAUGUCAGUGGAGUGCCACCUGGUGGAUGAGCUGCAUGGAGACUCCCAGAGGAACAGCCGGUGUUUACCAAACAUCUUCAAGUCCAAAAAGGUGAAGCCGCUUACGAGGAGUCAGACUGGACCUAGUUACCAGGUCUACCAUACAGCCAGAGAGCUCCUGCUGGAAGUGCUGGACAGAGGAGCUGUCCGGAAGUUGAUCAGGAGAGCUGCUGGUGUGAAAGCAGGAGCGACCCGUCCGUCAUACAGCCAGACCAGGGAGCCAGGUGCUGAUCUCUCUGAGGAGGAGUAUGCAGAGGCUUUAACGUUAUUCUCUAUAGUCCUACAGAGCGGUCUGUUUGUAGGAAAGGACUGCAGAUUAGGCUCUGAGCUGACCCUAAAAUUGGAUGGAUGGCAGGGCAUCUUGAAGAGAAACAGCUUCCAGACCAACCUCCUGUCUCUGACCAGACUGGAAUAUGAAGACAAGUUGGAAGUCCUUUCUGCUUUCUGCAGCCACUUAACCAGGCGCUACCAGGCCUUAUACACACCGGGUCACAACCUAAACGUGAAGAAAUACAGACUUUCCUACGAGCAGGGGCCUUCCUCUCUCCAUCUGGCCCUCCUCUGUGACAUGAGCUCCGGGUUUAUUUGUAACAUGUAUCUGUACUGUCCCAAGCAUCUCCAGAGGCAGAGUAAGAAAGCUGUGGUUGAGCAGGUGGUCGGAUACCUGCUGAGACCUUUUUGCAGCCACAGACACCUGGUUCAGCUGGACAGCUCUGCUUGGAUGGAGGGCAGACUCACAGACAUCUUCUCUGGCUUGGGUUUCGAUAUUGAUUUUGUUCCAACUGUUCAAAGAUCAUCUUCAUCUCCACCACUCAUUGAGGACUCACUGUCUCAAUUUGUAGCCCACCUGCAGGGCUGGACCGGACCUGCUCUGUUUCCUGUGUCAGACCUGAAGGGAGCAGUGGAAGAUGUGUUUCUCCCGGGCAUCUGGGUGACACUACAUAUCAUCUGCAUCAACACGUUUACGCUUCACACUCUGCAGUGCCAGGACUCAGGCAGGCAGGUCCACCUGACGGAGUUCACCAGGGCUCUGGCCUCAAAGCUGGCUGUGGACCGCAGCAUCACUGUGCCUGUUCUGCAACAACUGAACAGCUCAUACCAACACACAAGUUCAACAAAUCCUUCUAAGCUAAGGAGGAAUUCCAUCAGUGUGGAAAAUGAGAAACCAGGCUGCAGCUCUGCAGUGAAGCUGCAGUCGGGCUGGAACAGACCAGGAGUGUGCGGUUUGGAUAACUCCGGCAACUCCUGCUACUUAAAUGCUGUGUUACAGUGUCUGUGUUCCACUGUGCCCCUCGUGGAGCGCCUCCUUAAUCAGGACACUCGCAAAGAGCUGGAAAAGUCUACGUGCCGGGUGGCCGGGAUGUUUGUCCGCCUGCUGGAGGAGAUGUGGCUGGGAAGGAGCUCCAGCUGUGCCCCUGUGGAGGCCAGGUCUGUGCUGUGCUCCAUCUUCCCCCAGUUCAACAACUACUCCCAGCAAGAUGCCCAGGAACUGCUGCUCUUUCUCCUCAACGCACUACACGACGACCUCAAAAAGGUUGCGAAGCGCCAGAUGCAAUCCUCAAGACGACCACCAAGACAAGACCAGAUUAGGAACUGUGCCGGCGCAACGGGGGAGUCCAGCACCAUUGUCUCACAUCUGUUUGAGGGUCAUCUGGGCUACAUGACCCUCUGCAUGCACUGCAACCACCAGACACACAGCACACAGACCUUCACUGUACUCUCACUGCCAAUUCCAACAGACAUCAUUAAGUGUUGCAUUCAGGACUGCCUGUCACUGUUCUUCGAGCAGACUAUCCUGACUAGAGGAGAGCAGAUGUUGUGUUCCGUAUGUGGGAUGAGGAGAGAAACAGCAGUCCUCACUUAUUUGGACAAACCUCCCGAAAUCCUGAUGUUGCACCUCAAACGGUUUGGUUGUAAGGGGAAGAACCAGGUGAAACUGAGGACGAAUGUCGUGUUCUCCAUGAGGCUCAAUCUCUCACCGUUUCUAUCCAGCUCAGUACAGAACGCCUCAUAUUCUUCAUACCGCCUAUAUGCUGUUGUGAACCACACAGGUCAUCUUAACAUGGGUCACUACACAGCUCUGUGCCACAACGCCCUGACUCGGACCUGGCACUGUUUUGACGACUCAGCAAUCCGAGAGGUACCAGACAGCCUCGUGCAAUCUCCAGAUGCCUACGUGCUGCUCUACAGCCGUAAGCGCUUUCAAAAGCCCAAGAUCCACGGACUCUGAGUUCUCCAACCAGCCGGUCAGGGGGCUGAGUUUCAACUUCCUUUUUUGUUGUUCAAUACUU
Etheostoma spectabile (orangethroat darter) is the source of this 2572-nucleotide messenger RNA. RefSeq lists its product as uncharacterized. The record is from RefSeq and is a predicted model, not a curated record. Gene Ontology annotation, biological process: protein deubiquitination. The transcript is spliced from 7 exons. Lineage: Eukaryota; Metazoa; Chordata; Actinopteri; Perciformes; Percidae. Gene Ontology annotation, molecular function: cysteine-type deubiquitinase activity. Gene Ontology annotation, cellular component: nucleus. Bases 205 to 2511 code for a protein of 768 amino acids.